This is a messenger RNA of Hyphopichia burtonii NRRL Y-1933, 858 nucleotides long. RefSeq lists its product as uncharacterized. Gene Ontology annotation, biological process: nitric oxide catabolic process; cellular response to nitrosative stress. The annotation marks the transcript as partial. NCBI's taxonomy places the organism in Eukaryota, Fungi, Ascomycota, Pichiomycetes, Serinales, Debaryomycetaceae. The record is from RefSeq and is a predicted model, not a curated record. Gene Ontology annotation, molecular function: FAD binding; nitric oxide dioxygenase [NAD(P)H] activity; oxygen binding. Gene Ontology annotation, cellular component: intracellular anatomical structure. The transcript has a single exon.
UCCCCAAUCCAUACUUCUGAUCAACAAUCGAUUAUAUCCCAAAACCGCAGGGCGUCGAGAUUAUCGAAUCUUAAUCCAAUAAGAAACCGAAAUGUAUCAAAUUUGUCAAAUAUAAGUAUUCCCAAAGCCAUAAAUACCCCACCAAGUUUGAAAUCGCCAACGAUACUGGGGUUUGGCAAUGAAUACCAGUUAUCUCCCCAAUCAACAAACAUAUCGUAUCAUCAUCCACCACCAAUACCAGCGCUAUAUCAAACCAAUACCCAACAAAAUGAAGUGUUGGAAGACAGUUAUAAGUUAAUCAGAAUCGAAUCGAAUAAAUCAAUUAAUUCAAAUUAUUCAUUACAAUCACAGUAUAAAGUGAAUUUAAAUUUAAAUAAAAAGGAAAUUGAAUUAAUUAGAUACACUUGGAAUAUAAUGCUAUUGGAUGAAGAAAAUAGUGUCAGUGGAAAGAUCCCCGGUCUGUUCAAGAAAAAUAACGCAUCCACCAUUGCCAGCUCGUUAUUUUGUAGACAGUUUUAUUCAAAUCUAUUAUCAAUGAGUCCCGAGUUAGAAAAAUUGUUCCCUUCAAUAAAACAUCAGGCAGUGGCCUUUGCCGGGGUGAUGAGUUUUGCUAUUACCCAAUUGGAAAACUUAUCUAAUUUAGAUGAUUAUCUAAAUAAAUUAGGUAAAAGACAUUCUAGAAUCUUAGGUAUUGAACCAAGUCAAUUUGAAUUAAUGGGUGAAGCUCUCAUUGAAACUUUCCACGAAAGAUUUGGUUAUAAAUUUACUAGAGAAUUAGAAAUUUUAUGGAUUAAACUAUACCUCUAUUUAUCUAAUUCCUUAUUACAAUUUGGUAUCGAUCCAGUGCUCAAAUUUAAU